Molecule: messenger RNA, 1974 nt
Organism: Heterostelium album PN500
Lineage: Eukaryota; Evosea; Eumycetozoa; Acytosteliales; Acytosteliaceae
Gene: acoA
Product: acyl-CoA oxidase
Exons: 6
Coding region: 1-1974 (657 amino acids)
Biological process (GO): fatty acid beta-oxidation using acyl-CoA oxidase; lipid homeostasis
Cellular component (GO): peroxisome
Molecular function (GO): FAD binding; acyl-CoA oxidase activity; fatty acid binding
Source: RefSeq, a predicted model, not a curated record
AUGAAUAUGUUUUUAAAUUCUAUGGAGUCAAAAGAAAUUUCUACUUUUAGAAGAAUAUCAAAUACACUACAACAUCUUAGUACAUAUCAUCUUAGUUUACCAGUUGAAGAUGGCACUGAAAAUGAACAUCCACUACGUUCACCUGAUAUCGAUAUGUUGAAGCAUCUAUUGGACGGUGACUUUAAGCGAGACAGAACUCAAAUUAGACAACUCAUUCAAAAUAGUAAAUCAUUCGAAGAAAUACAUCUAAUCGAAUCUAUUUCGCCAGAGGUUCAUCGUGAGAGAACUAUUCAAGCUGUUAGAGAGGUAAUUGAUUUAUCAAUUGUUUCUGUAACUGAUAUGAAAGAUAAUCCAGAGAAAUUCUUAUCAUGGUUUGAAACAGUUUCAAUAUGUGAUCUUUCUGUGGUAUUAAAGUUUGCUGUUCAAUAUAAUCUCUGGGGUGGAACUGUAUUGUUUUUGGGAACAAAGAAACAUCACGAUAAGUAUUUGAAUGAUAUUUCCAAUGGUAAGUUGUUGGGUGUUUUCGGUUUGACAGAGUUGGGUCACGGAAGUAAUGUACAGGGUUUAGAGACAACCUCGACCUACGACAAUGCCACUGGCGAGUUUAUCAUUAACAGUCCGACUUGGACCAGUCAAAAGUAUUGGCCCGGUAACAUUUCUGCUCACGGUCAGAUGGCUACUGUAUUUGCGCGUCUAAUAGUCGAUGGUACCGAUCAUGGUGUUCACGCAUUCAUCGUACCUAUCAGGAGUGCACCAUCGCCUGGCAAACCAUACGGUGAAGUUCUGCCUGGCGUAGAGAUUCGCGACAUCACUCAAAAGUCGGCGUACAACGGUAUAGACAAUGGUGGAUUGCUCUUUAGAAACGUUCGAAUUCCCAAGGACAACAUGUUGGAUCGCUUCAGCUGUGUCAACGAGCGAGGUCAGUAUCAAUCGACUGUGCCACCCAACCGACAUUUUGCUGCGAUGAUGUCAGUGUUUUUCAUUGGUAGACUGUGUAUCUCAUCGAUCUCGCUGACAGCGAUGAAGUCAGGACUGGUUGUGGCACUCUCCUACAGUCACAAUCGUAAGCAAUUCGGUCCACCCAAGCAACCGGAACAACCGAUCAUCAAUUACUCUACACAUCAACGACGUCUGAUUCCAUGGAUUGCCAGAUGCUACACACUCGAUUUCACACAUAAAUACGUUGUCAAGUCAUCGAAAUCAAUGGAUGUUCUACACUCCUACUCGAGUGGUCUCAAAGCAGUGACAUCGUGGGACUCUCUCGUUGCUCUACAGAAUGCACGUGAGUGUAUGGGUGGUCAAGGAAUGAGGCUGAAAUCAAGAAUAACAGUACUCAGAGCACACAGUGACAUGUGUACCACCGGUGAAGGUGACAACAUCGUUCUCUGCCAACAAGUCGCCAAAUUCCUACUUUUCAAAUACAACAACUCAAUCAACGAAGGUGGUUCAUUCACUGGCGAACUCGAAUACGUAAACAACAUCCACAGACCAACCACUGAGAAUUGGCGUAGUCUAUCGUACCAACAAUGGUUAUUAGAAAAGAGAGAAUUUGCAUUAAUUAAAGAAUUACAUAAAAAGAUGUAUACUUCAAAUCCAAGUAUUAAACCAAAUUCAGAGGAAUGGUAUCAUCUUUGGGAUAAAUGUUUGAAUCUAGCAAUUCAGUUGACUAAAGCCAAUGUCGAUAGAUUGGUACAUUCAAUCUUUUUACAAAAGAUUAUCAGUAUCACAAAGGAAUCAAAUGCAAGUACUCUUCAGAUGUUAAAGAAACUCUGUUGUCUCGAUGGAUUGGUUCAAAUUCAAAGAGAUCUGGGAUUCUUUUGUUCCACCGGAAUCAUCUCUGGACAUGACAAGUGGGUAAAGUUGGACGAUGAAAUCAAUGCUCUUUGCAAAGAAAUCACACCAUUUUCAAGAGAACUAGUUGAACCAUUUGGUAUUCCACCAAGAUUCCAUCCAUAUCAAAACUCUUUGGAAUAA